GCGCAUUGUCGGCGCCAAACCUACGAAUCGGGUGCCAUAAUGGCGGGAAAUUUUAGCCCGAAUUUUCGCGAAAUAACUGCACGUGUUUAUUUAUGUUUGUAACUUUUGGAAUAUUUAAAAGAUCGUUCAGAGACGUAUUGAGAAAGAUGCCUUUGAAUGUGGAAAUCAAAGCAACAAUUCGAGAUUACGAUCAGUUCCGAUCCCUUGCCGAAAACGUUAGCGGGCAGAAAGGUUUAUAUUUUAAAUCAUUGCAGUUUAAUGAUAAUUUUGUGUUUAUAUAUAUAUAUAUAUAUGUUAGUUGUGUAAUUGUACACUCUGUAAUAUGUUAAGAUGAAAAUGUUCUAGAGUGUGUAUUAUAUAAUUUCCAUACCCAGCGGCAGCGCAAGCAGAAAGAUGUUGUCUGCCGCGGCUGGGUCUCGGACCCGCGACCUUCGAAUUACUAGAUCGACGCUCUACCUACUGAGCUACACGUGCACGGUCAGACGGAUUUAAGACUGGAAAUUAUGAAAUAUAUACUGAAUGUCAUAAACAUACUCGUUUAUAUUAAUAUUUGAAUUAUUAUAUAUACUGAAUGUCAUUAACAUACUCGUUUAUAUUUUGUAAAAAUUAUAAUUUAAUAAAAUGCCUGGAUUACAAAUCUUCAAAUCUAUUAAAUAUAUAUAUAUAUAUAUAUAUAUAUAUAUACAUAUAUAUAUAUAUAACCAUAUAUAUAUAUAUAUAAUAACCAAUAACCUUAAUAACCAGUAAUAUAUAUAUGUAAUGUAUAUAUAAUAACCCAUAUAUGUCAAUAUAUAUAAUAUAUAUAUAUAUAACAACAACAAUAUGUAUAAUAAUAUAUAUCUCAUCUCUCAUAUAUAUAUAUAUAUAACAACUAUCAUAAUAAUAAUAAUAACUAUAUAUAUAUAUACUUCUUUCUAUAUAUUAAUAGAUUUGAAGAGAUUUUGUAAAUGGGCAUUUCUAAUAUUAUAAUAUAAUUUUACAAAUUAUGAUAAUUCUCAGGAAUAUAUACCCAUACAAUAUAUGUAUAUAUGUAUAUAUAUAUAUAUAUAUACAAUAAUAUAUAUAUAUAUAUAAUAUAUAUAUAUAUAUAUAUAUAUAUAUAUAUAUAUAUAUAUAUAUAUAUAUAUAUUUAAUAGAUUUGAAGAUUUAUAAUCCAGGCAUUUUAUUAAAUUAUAAUUUUUACAAAAUUAUACAGUGUUCUCCGGAUUGUAAUAAUAGAUUUGAAGAUUUGUAAUCCAGGCAUUUUAUUAAAUUAUAAUUUUUACAAAAUUAUACAGUGUUCUCCGGAUUGUAAUAAUUUGUUUUUAUUUAUAUAUAUAUAUAUAUAUAGUUUUUCAUUUUACCUCAAAAAACCACAACAGUCUGUUUCAUCUGUAUAGGAAUCAUCAGACCACCUAUGAUUCCUAUACGGAUGAAACAGACUGUUGUGGUUUUUUGAGGUAAAACGAAAAACUAUAUUAUGCUCUAUCUAUAUGGUAUUGAGCACUGCCUUUACGGCAUGAAACUCGGAGUAGCAACAAAAAUAUUUUAAGUAUUAAUAUAUAUAUAUAUAUAUAUAUUUUACUUGUCAAGGGGAGAAUUAAUGGUCAUACUUCAUUACUAGAACUCUAUCUAACAACUAAUACCAGACAAUAUAUUACUUUUCAAAAGAAAAUGCACUUUUCAAAAUAGUCGAGUUGGGGGGGGGGGGGGAUGUUCAAAUUUAGUUUUGCCAGCAUACUACAUGUUAUAAUCACCGAUCCAAUAGUUGUAAUGUGAUUAUUGAUUUUUUGUAUAUAACAAUUAGGACAAAUAAUUGUUCAAGAGGAUGUCUUCUUUCAUGCACCUAAUGGCAGACUGAAGGUUUGUCAAUUUUAUUUACACUCUGUCUUUUGUUCUCAUUGGUCAUCUUCUUCCAGUAAGAGCCAUCUCUUAUUGGCCCAGUGUUGCUAGUGACCGGGGGUGGAAAAAGUAUCGGACCACAGGAUCACUGGUCCCAGAAAUUUUUUGAAUUCCCAGAAAAUAUUUCCCCAAGAAAGAAAAAUAUAAUUGUAAAAAUUUAGAUAAAAGGAUAAAUUCAGAGGGAAAACUCUAACCAAUAGAGAGAAUGCUACCUGUACUGCAGGUAUGACCUCAGAAAUGCAAGUCCAUCUUAAUAGUACGAUAGUCGGAUGGUGUAUAAAUGUAUAGAUUAUAGAAUGAUGUAACAAAUGUUGUAUGGCAAAUGCAUUUUUAGCCAAUCUGAGAUGCCAUGUUUUCACUAAAUUUUCUGGCAGAACAUGCCCCAAGAUCCCCCCUUUUUGCAUCUGUAUAGUUCUGUCAUAUUCCUAAAAGUAUUAUUAAGUUUCUCAAUGCACUGUCACUGAAAUUUUUUCCUGCAAAAAUAUAGCAUGACAUUCAGUUUGACAACUUGUUAGUAUUGUAUGAGUUACAGUGUCCAAGUAUUGAGUUACUUGAUUUAUUGUGGAAAAUUUUUUAUUGCCCUUUGGCCGGGUCCCAGAAAGUAAAAUAUUUUCCCACCCCUGGUUUAAUACAGCAGGAAACCUAAACUAAACUGACUUCAUUUAUACUUUAUAAUUCUAUCGUUCUAAACUGUUCUUCCUAGAGGUCCAGUAAGAGAUAUCUCUUAUUGAUCCUGAGUGUUACUACAGCAGGAAGCCUAAACUACACUAACUUGACUUUAUUAGUUUAUUGUUACUAUUCCUUUGCCAAUGCUUAAAAGCGAGAUGGAUGCCAGAAUAGUUGAAAGAAAGUACCCGGCAUUAAACCUGAUAACAUCCGGCGGCCCCUGGCACACUCUCAUUUAUUUGACAUGCUUUAUAGCUACGUAUCUUGCAAGAACGACCCUCGCAGUUAAUUUCUUAUUCGAGAUCAGAUCAGAGUGGACCGAAGCUUUCUACGUUUUACAUUACGGAAAUUCCCAAACCAGAAGAUUUGAAAAAAACGCUUGAAACAUCGCUUGGGAUCAAAGGUAAGAAGAACGCACGUGAACAUUGCCACUUUUGGUUUGGAAAAAACAAGCCGCUUAUUUUUGCAUAUUUUGCGGUGGCGGACAUGCAGGUAUACGCCCCCAAUGAAGAAACGGAGCUGUCUCUCCAUUUUGUAUAUGGCUAGACUCCUGAUCCUGGCACGAAGGCUUGGGUCAUCGGACCUUCUACUCACUGUUCCUUAAUUUUUGCUUUUCUACAUCAGUACGCGCUAUAUUAAGCUUCUACUAUGCAGCGUGGGCGUCAGGCGCCUAUAUAGCGUAACUUUCUUCAACAUAAAAUUUUUUCUUUUAAAUUUUAAUAGUAGAUUUACAAUUACAUGUCACAUAUUUUUAAUCUUUAAAAGAGCUUUACACCGUCACACACUUUGAUAAAAUAAAUCACCGAUGCCGAUGGUGCAAGCUAGCCUAACCAAUUCGUUGAAGAUUCUGCCGUAUACUCAUGACAGAGGCGAGAAUAGGUGUUAUUUUUAUGGCUAUAUGCCUGUAUAACGUAAACACUUUUAGGUAUACGUAUGAGUUAAAAAACUAUAUUCUGACGAUUAUGAAUUCACAAGAUGGCCGCUAAACUUAAGCAUACAGCUGGUCAGGUCCCGGCUCGCCUAAUAGCAAGGUUUUUAUAUAUAUUAUACUGUAUAAUUUAUAGUUCAUAAUAUGGUCCAGGAUCGCGUAUUAACACAAGGAAUAAGCACAGAGCAAUAAAAACACAAGAACCGGCGAUUUACAGUACGAAAAUUGACGCGAGUUCGUUCCGAAUUGACAAUAUACCAAGAAAUAUAGUUUGUUUAAAUUUUUUUAGUGUGAAAUGCUUAGUUUUGACGUGCAUGCAGUGUUUAUAUUUGAACGCCAUUCUGGGAUAAAGUUCAAAGUGACCCUGGUCGAACUCGAUUAGUUUUCGUCGUGUAAAGCUGGCUUAUUAUAUAGUUUAUAGUGUAAACCCUUACUUUUCCUCGAAAUCCAGUAGUUCACUCAGGAGAUUGUAGGCCUUCAUUGCGAUGCGAGCUUCCUGCUGAAAUUGUAUUCCAAAAUUAACACGCGCAGUUGCUUUAAAAUGAUUGAAAUAUUAAAUUGAAGUAAAGUGGUCUGUACAAACAGGUGUUGUUUAUGCAUAUACAUUGAAAAGAAUGGAAUAGGCAAUGUCAAUGAGAUGACACUUCAUCAAGUUCUGCAGUUGUAGGAAGGGACAAGCGACGACCCUUCUGGACCUCCAGGAAGAACAGUUUAGAACUGAUAAAGUAUAAAUAAAGUUAGUUUAGUUUAGGUUUCCUCCUGUAGUAACGCUGGAUCAACCAGGGAUGUCCCUUACUGGAAUCUAGGAAGAACAUUUCAGAAAUGAUAAAACUAUCCAGUAUAAAUAUAGUUAGUUAAUUUGUUUAGAACUGAUAAAACUAACAGGUAUAAAUAAAGUUAGUUUAGUUUAGGUUUUCUCCUGUAUAACCCCGGAUCAAUAAGAGAUGAUCCUUAUACUUGACCUUUAGGAAGAACAGUUUAGAACCGUGAUAAAACUAUCAGGUAUAAAUAAAUUUAGUUCAGUUUAGGUUUCCUCCUGUAGUAACACUAGAUCGUCAACGGACGUCGUAUACUCGGUGAUCCGCCGCGUAUAGAAAAAACAGAAAUUUUCAUAAAAGGAUUCUCAUCAAUUUUGAGCUGGUUGUCAAAUUUCGAAGAGAGUUAAUGAGUGCUUUUGUCCGUUUCAACGGUAAUAUCCAUUCAACUCUCAUCAGACAGUCGACAUGAGAGUUGAGUCUUGAGAACCCUCUCAUGCAAACUCUCGCUUCUCAACUCUCAUCAACUCUCAUCUUCGUUCGACCAGGGUUUUAGCUAUCUUUCAAUAACAACAUGCAUUGGACCAAUAAGCUUAAAAACUAAAUAAUAGACUCGGAGGAGGCCAUCAAAAUCGCUUACUGCAUGACGGCGUUCGAAGUGUUUUUCCCUCAAGUUUUAAUGAACUAUUAUAAUCAGUGCCGCAGGCCGCAGACGGAAAUCAAAGUAAUAUCAAAUUUACACCUUUUUUCUGAUAUUGGCUUUUCGCCUAACACCCAUCAGCAGAAACCACAUAUUUCGUAUAAAUAACACGAAUUUACAUCACAACAUAACCGCUUAAAAUUAAAAGCUUUUUAAUUGUUUUUUUGCUCUUUUCCCGCCUGGCAGGUGUUGUGAAGAAGGAGCGGUUACUAUUCCUUGUGGGGCAGACGAGGAUACAUCUGGAUAGAGUGGAGAAUUUAGGGUGCUUUAUGGAAUUAGAGGUACCGAGUAUGCGGUAGUCGCAGUGAGCUCCAUAUAUGUAUCUGGAGCGAGAACUCGAGUCCAAAACGUGAAGGCAACGAUGGAGCUAUAGGCAAUUCCGGCUUUUAAUUUAUGCACGCAGGGGGUGAUGGGAAGUAAGGUAUCAUAUUGCUGAUUAUGCUGAAAAAUUUCAAUAAAAACUGCCGAAACAACCGAAAUAUUUCAAUAUUUACAAGUAUAAGCUAUCACUCCGUGGUUACACGGCCGUCAUUUUUAUUUUUUCAGCAUAAUCAGGAUUUUAUCAGCAAUAUGAUACCUUACUUCCCAUCCUCCUCUGCGCGCAGAAAUUAAAAGCUGGAAUUGCCUAAUGCCUAUUGGGUGUCAGUUUCAGUCUCUUUCUAUUGUUUUUGUCUACAAGGACUGGAGUGUGCCGAAAUUUCGUUUUUUGACUUCGAUUUAAAGAAUAAUGGUUUUAUGAGCUGAUAACUUGAUUAGCGAUGUGAUCCGUUAGAUAAAACUGGAAUUAGUUGGGGGGAUGGUAUCGGACGUCAAUUCAGCCAUCUUGGCUGCACGGUUCUUGUAUAGGCCGAAUGACUGAAAUUCUUGCUCCAUAUAUAUGGAGGUGUGAGGAGGGGGAAUAGUAGUCGAGCAUUUACAUUAAUGACUAUAUAUAUCAUUGUCUCUCGCAGGUUGUAUUGCGUGAAAACCAAACAACGGAGGAGGGGUCGGAAAUAGCGAACGAUUUAAUGAAAAAGCUGAAUGUUGAGGAAAAGGAUUUGAUAACGUGUGCUUAUAUGGACCUGCUUAGCAAAACUAAUAAUAAAUAAUAAGAUAAUAAAAUAACAGAGUGCACUGUUAUCUGUAAACAGCCCUAAGAUUACAGUAAUUAAUAAUACUUUUUGUUUGUG
Messenger RNA from Paramuricea clavata, 6099 nucleotides. NCBI's taxonomy places the organism in Eukaryota, Metazoa, Cnidaria, Anthozoa, Malacalcyonacea, Plexauridae. The record is from the annotation of a GenBank genome assembly.